This is a messenger RNA of Haemonchus placei, 417 nucleotides long. The record is from the annotation of a GenBank genome assembly. Lineage: Eukaryota; Metazoa; Nematoda; Chromadorea; Rhabditida; Trichostrongylidae.
AUGGGAACGCAGUUCAACCAAAGACAUGGAGUACUACGUCGCAAGUUCGAACCCAAGGCCACCAAUCGCGCCAAGGACUAUGGAGGAACAAAGCAGUUUUGGACUCCGGGUGCCAUCGUUCGACGUGUUGGAAACACAACUUUCGUGCGUUGUGCAAAUCUGCCAUGGACCCGACACGUGAACCAGCUGCGACCUCGAAGCGACAGAACCACAACAACAACUAUAAACACUCCUUCAGAUGUGUUCGAUCUGCCACUCUUCGAUUAUGUGAGCAAGGACCGUGCGCCGCAGACGACUUCGACCGACCACUACGACGAUCGCAACGCAAUGGACGACCGCAACGCCGACUCCAGCUGGACCCUAAGAGGUCCCAAUACGAUGCACCUUAAGAGGGGAGGUGCUGUAGGGUAUUAUUGA